AAUUAAAAACCGAAAUAAGUUUAUACUUUAGAAUUAUUUAAAUAUAAUGAAUGUAUUGUGAAUAGAACGGUUAAAAGCCGUAAAUAAUAAAACGAAUGAUGGUCAGAACUAUCAACAGAAUAAUUCUUUGGAAUUCCUAUGCUUCUAGAUUUAAAAUUUAUAAAAGUUUUAUUAAAAGAUUUUAUAGUUCUGAAAGUGGUUCUAAAACAAUUGAUGUGACUAAGAUUAGAAAUUUUAGUAUAGUUGCACAUGUCGAUCAUGGCAAAAGUACGUUAGCUGAUCGUUUACUUGAACUCACUGGUGUUAUUAAGCCGGGGAAUGAAAACAGCCAGGUUCUAGACCAGUUGCCUGUGGAGAGAGAAAGAGGUAUUACAGUGAAAGCUGUAACAGCAUCUCUCAAUUACACAUUUGAUAAUGAAGAAUAUCUUCUAAACCUUAUAGAUACCCCAGGUCAUGUUGACUUUUCUAAUGAGGUCGUCCGAAGUGUCAAAGCAUGUCAAGGUGUGAUAUUAUUAGUAGAUGCAAAUGAAGGUGUUCAAGCUCAAACAGUUGCUGUUCACUCACUAGCCAAAAGAAAUAAUUUAAUCAUUAUACCAACUCUUAAUAAAGUGGAUUUGCCUCGAGCAGACCCAGAGAAUGUCAAAUCACAACUCAAAUCACUUUUUAAUAUUGAUCCUGACUCUGUCAUGAGUAUAUCAGCUAAGAAAGGAUGGGGAGUUAAAGAAUUGUUACAGGCAGUAAUCACGAGAAUACCACCACCUCCUGUAGAUUGCCAUGAACAUUUCAAAGCGAAUAUAAUAGAUACGUGGCAUGACAAAUAUAGAGGUGUAAUGUGUUUGGCGUAUAUUGAGUCAGGAACUGUGCAAGUUGGUCAGACUGUGAAGUGGAGAUCUGAUUUAAAGCAGCAUACGUUAAAAUAUUUAGCACUUUUGCGACCAAAUGAAGAACCUAUUGAUAAAGCCGUAGCAGGUCAAGUUGUAAUGGUGGGUUGCGGCCCAAAAGGCGGAGGAUGUGUCGGAGACCAACUGCUUUCCUUAGAAUCAGCAGAAAACAUUAAAGUAGCAACAGCUCCAACUGUAAAACAUAUGGUUUACGCUGGAAUAUUUCCCGCUGAUCAAUCUCAACAUUCACAGCUUAGUGAUGCUAUAAGGAAACUUUCUCUUAAUGAUUCUGCAGUUAGUGUCAAUAUAGACUCCAGUCCAGCCUUAGGUCAAGGUUGGAGAGUCGGUUUCUUGGGUCUGUUACACCUGGAUGUAUUCACACAGCGUCUUCUACAGGAACAUAAAGCUGAAGCUAUAUUGACAGCCCCAUCUGUACCAUACAAAAUUAAGAUUAAAGGGUCUAAACUUAUAAAACAGUACAAAGGAGAUGAAAUCCUAAUCACAAAUCCUUUACAGUUACCUGAUUCAAAUAAUAUAGUUGAGUACUAUGAGCCAUUAGUGAUAGGUACAAUAAUAACACCAGUAGAAUACAUUGGAGCAGUUACAGCCCUAUGUGUUGAUCGGCGAGGCACACCACUGCCCUCUAGCGCGGUUGACGAAAAAAUGACAAUGAUGCAAUUUAUUCUACCUUUAUCAGAAGUUGUUGUUGAUUUCCACGAUACCUUAAAAAGUUUGACGUCUGGGUUCGCCAGUUUUGACUACCAAGAUUACGGUUUCCAUCCAAGUUCAUUAGUUAGGAUGGAUGUACAUUUAAAUGGAGUUGUGGUAGAUGAGUUAACAACCAUAGUACACGUUAGCCGUUUAGAAUAUAAUGCUAAAAAGUUAACUGCAAAAUUAAAAGAAAUGAUACCGCGUCAAAUGGUUCAGAUUGCAAUUCAAGCCGUUGUAUCUGGUAAAGUCUACUCUCGUGAAACAAUUAAAGCAUAUAGAAAAGAUGUAACUGCUAAACUGUACGGUGGUGAUAUUACACGCAGAAAAAAGUUAUUAAAACAACAAGCUGAAGGAAAAAAGAAGAUGAGAAGUAUUGCUAACAUAAAAAUACCGAGAAACACAUUCAUAGAUGUAUUAAAACGUUAACCUAAUUUUAAACGAAUAAAGAUUAGUUGAUUAUUUUUAAUACUAUGUUACUAGUAUAUAAACUGUUUUUUUUUCUCAAAGUACCUAAUCUAAAAAUGUUACGAAUCGUCUUGCCAGAAGACUCGACGAAUUCCAACCACUGGAGCAGGCUGGGUUUCGAAAUGGCUACAGUACCGUAGACUACAUGCAUACUGCUCGGCAGAUUAUACAAAAGACAGAAAAAUAAUCAGACGCUGUGUAUGGCAUUUGUGGACUAUGAGAAAGUCUUCGACUUUCAAAGAGGGCGGUUCUGGAUUCAUUUCAUAUCGACUGGCGAUAUAUCGAGGUACUAAGAUGUAUGUGCGAUGCGUCGACGAUGAUCGUUCAUAUCCAAGACCAGAGAACAAGACGAAUUUUCCUCCGGCGUGGGGUAAGACAGGGAGAUGUAAUAUCACCGAAACUGUUUACCACUACGCUGGAGGAUGUCUUAAAGACCUUCGAUUGGGCGGAACGAGGCGUCAACGUCAACGGCGAAUGCAUCUCUCGCCUUCGUUUCACCGACGAUAUCGUCAUCUUUGCGGAGACAUUGGAUGAACAAACGAUUUUAAAUAGUUUAGUUUGGGCCCUCGUUUAUAUUUUGGCCCAGGGCCUUUGGUUACCUACGCUACGCCACUGAGCUAAUCUGAGAACAAUUUACUUUUAGCAAUUUUAAAA
Messenger RNA from Melitaea cinxia (Glanville fritillary), 2711 nucleotides. It is a transcript of the gene waw, whose product is annotated as translation factor GUF1 homolog, mitochondrial. Lineage: Eukaryota; Metazoa; Arthropoda; Insecta; Lepidoptera; Nymphalidae. The transcript has 11 exons. Gene Ontology annotation, biological process: positive regulation of translation. Gene Ontology annotation, cellular component: mitochondrion. The record is from RefSeq and is a predicted model, not a curated record. Bases 96 to 2018 code for a protein of 640 amino acids. Gene Ontology annotation, molecular function: GTPase activity; mitochondrial ribosome binding; GTP binding.